Messenger RNA from Orbicella faveolata, 2426 nucleotides. Its product is annotated as small ribosomal subunit protein mS29-like. Gene Ontology annotation, cellular component: mitochondrial small ribosomal subunit; mitochondrial ribosome. Gene Ontology annotation, biological process: apoptotic process. NCBI's taxonomy places the organism in Eukaryota, Metazoa, Cnidaria, Anthozoa, Scleractinia, Merulinidae. Gene Ontology annotation, molecular function: structural constituent of ribosome. The record is from RefSeq and is a predicted model, not a curated record.
CAGCUCCAAGGCUUCACACUCAUUGCCAGGAUACAUACAUGUACAUUCUCCAGAAUCAUGAAAGCAAAUUAUACUACAAGCCUGUUGCUAGAGAAUGGAUGUAAGGUUCAAUUUUUCUUAAGAGACAAACCUGUUGUGAGGAGGUUACAUACUAGAUGUAUGAGCAGAUCUGCUCUAAUUGAGAAAACAAAGGAAGAUGCAAGCAUAACAGAUGAGGACAUAAGAAAUGAACCAGUUGUUGAUAUAGGACAAGUUGAUCCAGCUAGUCACACAGAGUCCAAUAUUGGCCAAUUCUAUACAGUACCAGAAGAAAUUUCCACCAGAGUUCUUUCAUAUUUCUUCACAAAGAGAUUUCAGUCAGAGUGUCAAAUAACAGGAAGUACAAGUUUAAUGAUUAGAAAACCCACAUUAGAGGUCUUACAGCACCUCAAAGGGUUGUCAGAAGAUGCACGUCCACCCCGUAAAUUUAUUUUUUAUGGUGAUAAUGGACAUGGUAAAUCUCUUUCACUUGCUCAUGUUCUUCACUAUUGUUAUUCUGCUGGAUGGUUUAUUCUGCCUGUACCAAGUGUGUUUAGCUGGUGUCAUGGAAAAUCUGAGCUGCAGGUGUCAACACAACAUGCAGAUAGAUUUGACCAACCAGAGCUGGCAUCCGCAUGGCUUCAAAUGUGCCGUUCAAUUAAUAGCAAGUUCCUUACUGAGGUCAAGACAAGCAAGCAAUACCUCUUUGGUAAGCGAGACACCGUGAAAGAAGGAGAGCCAUUUGGAAAAAUCAUAGAUAUGGGUUUUAGAAGAGCUACCUAUGCCACAGAUGCUGUUGGCGUGUUGCUCAAGGAAAUAAGAAAUAAUCCUAGUUUGCGAGUGUUGUAUGCUGUGAACGAGUUCAAUGGAUUUUUCUUGAAAACCACAUUCAAAGAUGCCCAACAAAAUUGGAUAAAGCCCAAGAGACUGAGUUUGAUCCAUCACUUUACAAAACUCUUACAUCCCGAAGAUGGCCUGAAAAAUGGAGCAAUGGUGUUUGCGUUAUCACGCACGGGAAUGUUGAGAAGCUACAUAGAAUCUUAUGAAGUUGCAGAUUUACUGAGAGAGAGAGGUUUAUCGGCAGUGCUGCCUUUCACAAACAUCGAGGUACCCCGUUACUCUAAGGAAGAACUUGAUGCGUGCCUUCAGUUUUUCAAAAAAAGAGGAGUGUUAACAAAAGAUUUAAAUUCCCAACUUACAAAGGAGAUCGCCUUUCUUUCUGAUUAUGAGCCGCCGAUUGUAAGUGCCUUGUGUAGGCGAAGUUAAAAGACUGCCGUCAGUGAAUACCGCGAAAAAGAUUGUAAAUAAAUUCCUUUUGAAACGUGAACUCUCUCUGGUAUCGUUUUUGUCGUAAAAAGGAAUUUGUUGGGCCACAGUAGGUUACCUGUUGAACUAGCCCUCAGAUUGAAGACAUUCCUUGUAGAAGAUCAUGAUCAGGAUUUAUGAUCCAAGAUCACACGCAUCAUUGUACACCAAAGAAUCGAUGAAUGCAUGCCCAGAGUGGAUUCGACGGUUCCUUUGAUUGUAUCAUAAAUACCGAUACAGAUCCUCCCAAAGGAAUGCAGCCCAAACAAGGAAUCCUACUCACGUAACACGUACAUUUUAUCAAUUUUUGAGGCUCAAAGGUUUUAACAACCCGCCAUUUUGUUUUGUUCCGUCAAACUCGAUACAACGGUGCCGAAAGACGACGACGAGCAAACGAAAAAUUCAUUUGAACGUUUGGCCCAGCCUAAAGACCGUAAACCCCUGGUGUAAACAGGAUGAUCAUGAAACCACAGCCUAACCAGAUCAGAUGCGCUCUCCGUUGUCGAAUGUAACUAAUUCGACGCGAAUGCUUUGCCAUUCCAAAUCACGUAGAAUUUUCUGUCCAGUAGCUUCCAGUGUAAGAUGUGACCAGCCAAAGACGAAUCACAGACUGUGAAAAGCCAAAUUCCACCCGAGGCUCUCUCUUCUCCUCUACGAGCAAGAAAGGCAAAGAGAGAGAGCCUGGCUUCGAAAUUGAAAAAGCGCGCUCUGUCUUAUCUUCUGUCGGAAGAGAAGUCGAUAACGGAAGAGAGAGCGAAUCGCUCUGUGUUUGUUUUGUGUUACGCUUGCUGUCUGUGGAAUUUGUUUAUCGUUAUACUGUGAUUUUUCGCGAGCAGUUACGUAAUCAUCCAGGUAGUUACGUAACUCACUUUAAUCCAGUGGUUAAUACGUUAUAUUCGAAGUGUUCCAAGAUGUUUUGGAUAGUUUCUGUAAGGUUUCUACCGUUAAUAAUUCUGGAUUUUGUCUGGAGAGAAAAAUGGCGAUUGUAGAGAGGUGGCCGUUAUGGGGAGGUAUAUGUGCAACGUAACACCCAUUCUUUUCGGGGUGCAACAUUUUCAUUUAAAAAAAAAAUGCUGAUUGUAGCAUAUAAAUAUGUGACGCAA